AUGAAGUUCAUUGUUCUUUCCUUGGUACUUUUCAUUUUGGUCAAAUGUGAUGGUAAGUGAUAAACUAUGCUUUUUUUACUCACCUUUAACCUGAAGUUUACCGCAAUGUAACCAACAGCACGGGUGCGGGAACAAAAAUUUUUGUCAUUUACGUUUAUCACCUUUGAAUGAUAACAUCUCUCUCGUCGUCAGCGUCGAUGUCUAUGAAAUGUCAUCAGGAGGUGUGGUUUUGAUGUUCCUCCAGAGUAAUUGCUCCACCCCAGUCUAAAUUGUCUAGCUCUUCAGGGAUUUUUCUUGAAUAGCGACCCUCAUCCAUGUUCUAGCUUCCGAUUUUUCUUAAGAGCCCAAAAAGUGUAUGUCGUAGAUAGGUCAGUAUUGAAUCACUACUGCUCUCUCGGGGUCAAGCAUAGGUAAGUAAGGCACUUGUAAGACAAUAAUAUCACGUCAAACUGAUCUUGAUGUUUACAGGUGGAAAACAAAAAGCUGCCGUGGAUUCGCACUUUGAUGACUGUGAAGAUUUACUCGAGACCGCAACCUACCAGACCCACACUCUUAUGGAGUUACUUUACACUUUCAAUUGUAAGCCUCUUGGGUGGGAAGGUUUUUUUGAUCGGGCAGACGUCAUGCAAAUGAUGGAAGUCAUCUCCAAGCAAAUUCAGUACGACUCUCAAGUGGAGAACUAUGGAAUCAACCCAGAUAUAGGAAAUGUUUUUAGAGCGUUUAAUAUGGUUUCACCCGAAGAACUCAGGGCAGUGAUUUUAGGUCAAGAUCCAGCUCCUCAGCCCGGUCUAGCGACAGGCCUCGCUUUUAGUUUGGAUCCCUCGGUGGACCCUUCAGAGGUUCCCAGUGUGCAGAGAGUGAUCCUAGAGGCCCGCAACGGGGGAUACUGUGUUAAUGCUUCAGAUGGUGUCUUGGUUAAAUGGGCCGAAGAAGGCGUCCUCCUGCUCAAUACAGCGUUGACCCUGAUCCAAAACGAAAUUGGCUCUCACCUUGAGCUUUGGGAGAAUUUCACUCAGGCAGCUAUUGAUUACACCAACGAAAACACCAAUCCAUCGGUCUGGAUUCUCUGGGGAUCUCAUGCAAAAGCUUUUGAGAGCAGUAUCGAUAAGAGCAAGCACUACAUUCUGAAGGGAGGCCACCCAUCUCCAAAAGCAGAUGGAAAAUACUUCUUCUGUCAUAAUUAUUUCGCCUGUGCCAGUGAGUGGUUGUGUGAGAAAGGGCGUGGUAUGAUAGAUUGGAACCUACUUCCUCUACCUUGCCAAAAGCAUGCAAGCCGUCUUUACCACAGGAUAUACGAAGACCCGGGUUAUUGCAAUGGGGAUCUUUGUGAAAUGUGGUACUGUCCAUAUUAA
Messenger RNA from Pocillopora meandrina, 1352 nucleotides. Lineage: Eukaryota; Metazoa; Cnidaria; Anthozoa; Scleractinia; Pocilloporidae. The record is from the annotation of a GenBank genome assembly.